Messenger RNA from Jaculus jaculus (lesser Egyptian jerboa), 2169 nucleotides. It is a transcript of the gene Ccdc116, whose product is annotated as coiled-coil domain containing 116. Bases 163 to 2169 code for a protein of 668 amino acids. Gene Ontology annotation, cellular component: centrosome. The record is from RefSeq and is a predicted model, not a curated record. NCBI's taxonomy places the organism in Eukaryota, Metazoa, Chordata, Mammalia, Rodentia, Dipodidae. The transcript has 5 exons.
GGGGUGGGUAGCCAGAUGAUUCCAGGGCUCUGUGCCGUAGUCUGAGUCUGCGAACCCGCGCUGAUAACACGAGCCAGCGUCAAGCACUGAUCUCUGAGGAGUCUGCUUUUGUGCAGAGCAACCUGACCGAGGAGGCAGGGAGCAGCUUUUACUCUCUGAAUCAUGGCCAGGUACCACCUCCGCCAAUCAGGAUACCUGGCUGACGAUGAGGCUAGUCACAACACAUACUUGGCCCGGGUGCGGCCACCCAAGAAGCCACCAUUUGCAGAAAUGGAGUCAUCCUCCAAGCUAGGUCGUGUGCUCUACCCACAACCAGUGGGUGGCAACUCAGUGUUCCAGCGCCACCACCGAAACCCUAAGAGCACCCAGGCCUUUGGCAACUUCCUGGAUUUUCUGACUGAGGGCCAAGUGCUGGACAGACUGCAGUCAGUGGUGGAGCAGGCAGCAGAGCGAAUGGCUGCCUUGAAGACAGAGGCUGGAGUACCACUGGUGGAUGUGCAAGACCCACUGGAGAUGCCAAGAGGUGCACGGCGUACAAGGGCCCGCCCCACUUCUAGGACUGUGCACCAGCACCGAACUCAGCCCACACUGUGUCCAGGACGCAUCAACAAUUACCCGUCCUCCUCCAGCUCUGGGUCUGACUCCCAUAGCAGUGUCGUGGCUGGCUGGCCGGGCUCCAACAAAAAUCUGGACCCAGGUGCCCGAGGCAUAGGCUCACUGCCACCUGUGAAGGACAAACUCCUGCUAGAGAAAAAUCUCAAGAGGUUACUGCGGCUGGAAAACAAAGGGAAAGUCUGGAGUCAGUGCUGCUCUCAGAGGGACUCCCUGCUGUGGGACUCACUUAGCAACCAGACUAGUAGCCAGUGGACCCGGGAGCAGCCCUUAUCCUGGAUCUCGGGGCUUGUAGGCUCCAGCUCCUCCACCCCUGAAGCAUCAGAGCUGGAACUUGGAGAAGAGGAGCUGAUGUUCCUCAAACAAGAGUUAAAUGAAGUAAAGUCACUGGUAAACCAACCAGCAUCCUUCAACCUGCCUGGAUCCUCUUCGCUCCGAGAACCCUACCACACUCUGGACUUCUUGGCUGAGCAUCAACUUUUUCCUGCCCUGCAGAAUGUGGUCCGCCAGGCUGUGGACAAGUUCAGAAGUGCACGCCGCUACAAUGGCCUCCCUCUCUUCCCUACCAUCUCAAAGUCCACCCCAGUGCUGUCUGGAAACUCUGAUCUGCUGCCACCUAACUCUAAACAGGCCACAUCCAUCAACGCAGAGGACAGAGAGGAACCCUAUGAUUCUCCCACCACAGUGUCUAGCCCCAAGACAGUUCACAAAAAAAGCAAGGGCAGUGGAGACUCUCCCUCCAUGUCUAAUGCCACCAGAUCCAGGCUCAAGAGCCCCAACAAUAGGUUCACAAAGAAGAAACCUCUGCCCUCCAUCUCAUCCAUUUCCAGCUUGUCCUACAUCUCCAACCCCUGUUGUGAGGAGCUCACCAACUUCUUGAUUAAGCAGGCAGUCUCCUUGCUUAUCUGCAAGUACCAUUUUGAGGACAGCCUCAAUAAACAGCUUGGCUUCAACUCUUCUCGCGUUACCAAAGCUCUCAUGGACAUCUUUCUAGGCUUCAAGGAGGUGAAGGGCACUGAAAUCCGUCUGUCCUCAGACAUCAACUGGAGCUACCUGCUGCACCACCUGGAGGAGGCUGAGGUGACACGACAGUCCACAAAGCACAUCUCCCGGUCAAGAGCCUCCCAGCGGGGCUCACAGCUUGCUGCCUCCCAUGUUCACACUUCCCAACACAGCACAGGGCCCCCAUUCACAAAGCCCCAGCCUUGCAAUGACACAAACCAGAACCAGGGUACAGAGUCUCGGGUCUCCCCUCACUCUGAGUUGCCCAUCCAUCAGCUGCUCGAUCCUCGGGAUCCUGGUACAGCCCAGGAGCAGAUACCUCACAGCCUAUCAGAGCCCAAGAUAUCUGUGCUGUCCAUCAGUUUAGCCUCCAGCUCUCCCGCACGCAAGGAUAUGGUGGUGAACAUUGAGGAUGGUGAGGGCAAUGAGGAGAGUAAGGGCAAGGACAGUGAGAAGGAGGAAGGCAAGGGCUCCUCCAUGGACAGGACCAUGUCCCCUGGCCUACCUGAGCCUGAGACCCAGCUAGAAGCCAUGAACCCCAGUGAUCUCCCUUAA